Hydractinia symbiolongicarpus is the source of this 690-nucleotide messenger RNA. RefSeq names its product sushi, nidogen and EGF-like domain-containing protein 1. The record is from RefSeq and is a predicted model, not a curated record. Bases 1 to 690 code for a protein of 229 amino acids. The transcript is spliced from 4 exons. Lineage: Eukaryota; Metazoa; Cnidaria; Hydrozoa; Anthoathecata; Hydractiniidae. Gene Ontology annotation, biological process: cell-matrix adhesion.
AUGAAUCCUGCGAAGUCACUAUCUGGACUGUUGCUUCUAGUUAGUUUUGUGGAGAUUUGCUUUGGUGCCUUUUUGGACUAUGGGACGAAUGCUGGUGACACAGGUUUGGGUGCAGUAGAUGAUGGUGCAUUUAUCGUGAAUAUAAACAGCACAAUUAAAUUUUGGAACACAUAUCUAUCAACAUUAUAUAUAAACAGUAAUGGCGUCAUUUCUUCGUUGUCGUAUUCCUCAACCUCCUCCACUUGGUCACAGGCACCUAACAACUCGUUACGUGUGUACCACACGGAUGCUAUUUUCAAUUCCGAAUGUGGAAGUUGCAAUAUCUACUUUCGCACUGUUAUUUCAACGCAAGAUUUGAAAAAAAUAAACAAUUUGUUGCAAUCAAAAGAUCAAAAUUUCACCGCAGAUAGAAAAAGAACGCUCGUAACAACUUGGUAUAAUGCAUCACAGUACGGAAACCAAAAUAAGACCAAUACUUUCCAAUCUAUUAUCACAUCGAAUGGCGAAAAAACGUAUGCAAUUUUAAGCUAUGACAAACUUCAAUAUCGCAAAUUUGAUCCAUAUUUGUUUACAACUUUAAAUAGGACAAGCAAAAUUACUUGCAACAUAAUAGAUGUGUCAAAAUGGUAUUCUAGAAAUGUAAUAACAUUGUAUUUAACUAAUUAUUGUGGUUUUAGCAGUGUGAGCUGA